Colletotrichum spaethianum is the source of this 465-nucleotide messenger RNA. RefSeq names its product sulfate adenylyltransferase. Gene Ontology annotation, molecular function: carbohydrate:proton symporter activity. Gene Ontology annotation, biological process: carbohydrate transport; transmembrane transport. Gene Ontology annotation, cellular component: membrane. The transcript is spliced from 3 exons. Bases 1 to 465 code for a protein of 154 amino acids. The record is from RefSeq and is a predicted model, not a curated record. NCBI's taxonomy places the organism in Eukaryota, Fungi, Ascomycota, Sordariomycetes, Glomerellales, Glomerellaceae.
AUGGCGGCUGUCAUGGCAGUUCAAGCAGCUCUUAUAUACCAGGUCCAAAACGCGACCGCAAUCGCAAAGGCUGCCGGGAUUGGCGCUGCGGUAAUGCUGUUUGUUUUCCAAGGAGCCUUCACCAUCGGUUUCCAGGCGACCGUCUGGGUCUAUCCGUCUGAAAUCUUGCCUCUUCGAAUCCGGCAAGUGGGCUCUUCCAUUUCCAGCGCAACCAACUGGCUGUUUAACUAUAUGAUUGUACAAAUCACGCCCAUUUCAAUCGCAAGCAUUGGAUGGAAAACUUACAUCAUUUUUGCGGUUUUGAAUGCAACUUGGGUACCCAUAAUCUACCUUUUCUUCCCGGAAACCAAGGGCUUGGAGCUAGAGGAUGUAGACCGUCUUUUCUCUGGCGAAGAGAUAUUCGACUCGCGCCACGAAAGGGAUGAGAAGCAGGAAGUAUGGGACAUUGAAGAUGUUAGAGCGUAG